GGCAGCCUCGUGGGUCCAAGCUCAUGUUGAUCAUUCUAUCCUGUGAGUGUAAAUAUACUCGACAUAUUUAUUCAAGUAUAUUUCAACAACAUUUCUUCCGUUGACCCCAUACAGCUCACGGGAGCUUCUCGAAAUCAUGGCUCGUAAUGCUGAGAAAUCGCAAUCGAUGCUGUUCCGCUUCAGGGAAGCGCAACAAGCAGAAUUAGGUAUUAUCGAUGCGGGAAGGACGCGGCGCCCAAAGAUGAUAACGGAAGUCUCAUCUAUACCAUCAUGCGAAAAAUGGAGAGGCCAAGUUCUGAAAGAGAUCUCACGCAAAGUCAGCAAGAUCCAGGAUCCAAGUUUGAGUGACUUUAUGAUUCGAGAUUUGAACGAUGAAAUCAACAAGGCUAUGAGAGAAAAAUAUAUGUGGGAGGUACAGAUCAAAAAUUUGGGGGGUCCGAAUUAUAUGCGAGGCGGAGGGAAAGUCUAUGAUGAUGAAGGAAGGGAGAUACCAGGUGGUGGGAAGGGAUACAGGUAUUUUGGACGUGCUAAAGAGUUACCGGGAGUCAAAGAAAUGUUUGAAGCUGCGACAAUCAAAACCCGCGAAGAUCAACCUUUAGAAUCGAGAGUAGACCUGCGAAAACAAGUCGAUGCUUCAUAUUAUGGUUACAACCUUGACGAAGAAGACGGCACUUUGUUAGAUUAUGAAAUACAAAAGGAGAAAGAGGCUUAUGAGAACUUAUUGGAGGGCAAAGAUAAGAAAGCACCCGACGGGUGGGAGCCUUUACCCGGAGAUGCAGGAGAUGGCGCAGGAUGGAGGCUACCUACGAGCGAUGAAGUUCAGGAAGAGCUUGUCGAUAGACGACGAAGACGAUUACUGGACAAACUUGGAUGACAGGACCACGAUGAUUUUAUAAAGCUACUAUUACAUACCCAAUACGAGAAUUCUAAUCUAUUCUUUUGCAGUCCGAGUGAGCGUCCCGACUACGACUUGAUCCGGGGACCAAUUAGGAUAUAUAUCAAGAUUUAUGUUAUGAUGGCGAUCAUUUUAGAACUUGUGAGUAUUGAGUUCCUUGCGACGUGCUGGUGUGUGUAUCUUUUCUAUCAGACGUCGCGCUCUGUAGCUAUCUUACGUUUUAACAAGUGUCAUUGUCGCCAAAUAUUUAGUAGCCAAAGCGUCUAGUGCCCAACUUAGAUGUCCAAACCUCCAUCUCGGUCUUAUAACGCCAGGUAUAGUAAUACACAGGACUCGAAUAUAUGCGGAUAUAUCCUGUAUCUUCAUGUCUCGAGUGCCCUUUCACUCUUCAUAUAAUCUUCUUCAACAACCUUUGUGAUGAUAAAUCAUAGACAAUCGCAUUCUUGGUCUCCCA
Botrytis cinerea B05.10 is the source of this 1349-nucleotide messenger RNA. RefSeq names its product Bcisy1 (gene Bcisy1). Gene Ontology annotation, cellular component: post-mRNA release spliceosomal complex; post-spliceosomal complex; catalytic step 2 spliceosome. The transcript is spliced from 3 exons. The record is from RefSeq and is a predicted model, not a curated record. NCBI's taxonomy places the organism in Eukaryota, Fungi, Ascomycota, Leotiomycetes, Helotiales, Sclerotiniaceae. Gene Ontology annotation, biological process: generation of catalytic spliceosome for second transesterification step; mRNA 3'-splice site recognition. Bases 137 to 874 code for a protein of 245 amino acids.